Esox lucius (northern pike) is the source of this 4498-nucleotide messenger RNA. RefSeq names its product desmocollin-2-like. The coding region runs from base 137 to 2797 and encodes 886 amino acids. Gene Ontology annotation, molecular function: calcium ion binding; cadherin binding. Gene Ontology annotation, biological process: regulation of axonogenesis; cell morphogenesis; calcium-dependent cell-cell adhesion. The record is from RefSeq and is a predicted model, not a curated record. NCBI's taxonomy places the organism in Eukaryota, Metazoa, Chordata, Actinopteri, Esociformes, Esocidae. The transcript has 16 exons. Gene Ontology annotation, cellular component: adherens junction; neuron projection; lamellipodium.
CAAGCGGAUUCCGCUAUCGGCCACGGUACUUUUGCUAUUGACUCACGUGAAUAUGUCCACCCUCUGUAGUCCGCACUUGCCAGAGAAUAUGUUUUACUCCUUAUCAAGUCUGGUGUAGCCGGACACCACGUCUUGAAUGGCAGUACCAAACAUGUCACUGAUCCGUUUCAAUUUACCUGUGAACGUAUGCAUCUUUUUGAUCAUCUCAUGUGUGGACUCCUGCUUUAUCCCAGGCUUCAUAUACUCAACAGUACCCCAGACCUUACCAGUGGGACAUGUUAUUUCUAAAAUGGACCACUGUGACACAAAGAAAUGGCAGUUUACCACAAAUGACCCCAAUUUCACAAUACAACCUGAUGGGACUAUAGUGACAGUUAUCAUCACCAUGGUACCAGCCAAUGGCAGGCAAUUCUCAGUGCUGUUUCAGGACCCCAGUGGUCAGAAGGGAGUAAUGAAGGUUUACCUUGGCCAAAAGUCUGGAAAAGUAUUAAAAGAUGGACCAUUAAAGCGCUUCAAAAGACGGUGGAGUCCUCUUCCCUUCAACAUAAUUGAAAACGAUGAUCCACCCUUUCCAAAGAAUGUUGAGCUGGUGAGAUCUGAUUCGUCUGCCAUUCGUCCUGUGUACUACACCAUCAGUGGACCUGGUGUGACAGAGGGUUUGUUCAGUGUUGACAAGGACACUGGCAUGCUGCUGGUCAACAGAGCUGUCGACCGUGAAAAGACCCCAGAGUUUGUAUUUCAAUUCAGAGUGUUUGACAUUGAAACCAACCAGGAAACAGAUGAGCCAUUACCUUUCACAGUGAAUGUAAUAGAUGUGAACGACAACGCGCCGACAUUCACGGGACCACUGCGGUUUACUGUGCUGGAGCAAAGCAAAGCCGGGACCGUGGUGGGGAUAGUGAAAGCCACAGACUUAGACCAGAGUGGCACGGACCACAGUAAGAUCAGGUACUCCCUCCUGUCUUGGAACGAUCUGUUUUUCAUCGACCCAGAGACUGGAGUCAUCGCCACCAAUACAGACCACCUUGACCGAGAGGCGAAAGAUACCUAUUUGGUGACAGUACAGAUCCAAGACAUGAAUGGUGCUGGGAAUGGCCUUUCCAACACUGCCACAGCCACCGUCGUGUUGGGAGAUAUCAAUGACAACCCUCCAACUUUCACUAAGUCCACGUACAGUGUCACAAUUAAGGAGAACCAAGAAGGGGGCCUGAUCCUCAGAAUCCCAGUUGAAGACAAGGACAUGGUGAACACACCAAACUGGAACUCUGAGUUUGUCAUCACUAAGGGAAAUGAAAACGGCAACGUUAGGAUCGAAUGUGAUCCCAAAACAAAUGACGGACUCAUUUACCAAACAAAGGCUGUAGACUAUGAGAAGACCAAGAACCUUAAGCUGGAGGUGAUGGCCCGAAACCAGGCUGAGCUAAAUGGGACCCUGUCCCGGUGGGAGUCCGUCCCUGUGGAUGUCUCAGUGGAAGACGUGGACGAGGGUCCGGAGUUCACUGCCCCCACCAUGUUCCUCAGCGUCAAGGAGAACACUCCUAACGACACCCUGAUUGGAACCUAUAUAGCUGUUGACCCAGAGACCAAGAGCAGCGCCGGAAUCAGUUAUUACAAGGUCUCAGACCCUGCUUCAUGGAUCAGUGUAGAUAAAAGCACCGGACAGCUGAAGAUCGCCAACACAGUCGAUAGAGAGUCCCGCUUUGUGACGAAUGGCAUGUACAACGUCCCUGUUAAAGCUGUGGAUUCCAGUCUCAAGACAGGUACAGGGACAGUGAUUAUUCUAGUGGAGGAUGUCAACGACCACGUCCCUGAUGUCCCCUCCAAACUGCUGCUGAUGUGUGAGGAGCAUGGGGGAGUGAUGGGUUCUGUGCUCGUCCUAGCGGAGGACAAGGACCAGUCUCCCUACUCUGCCCCUUUUAGCUUCAGUCUGGGAAAGGAGCAUGAUGGAAAAUGGGCUUUGAAUCCACUUAACGACACUGCUGUGAUAUUGAAGCAGGCUCAGGAGCUACGGACUGGCCUCUACCCUGUCUCCCUGAUCAUCAAGGACCUGCAGGGCUUUGGAAAGACCCAAACUGUGACGGUUAGGAUCUGCCACUGCAGGAAUGGAGCGUGUCUGCCCCAGUGGAGCUCCACUUCACUGGGGGCUCGGGCCAUUCUGGCCAUGAUGCUAGCUCUGGCCUUACUGCUGCUAUUCUGCAUCACAUUUUUCUGUGUGACUAAGAAUGAGAAAAUGGAGGUGGAGGCUAUUGGUGGCAUGCUUCUGGAGUCUAACAUUGAGGCCCCAGGGAAUGAUAAUUUAAAUCGCAUCUAUGUUCCGUCGUCUGGGCUUCACCAGUCAGUGAAGGGCUCUGUGGCUGGCGGGAGGUUGGAGGGAGUUAAGAAGGUUACAAUUGGAGGAGCGCUCGGCUCUCAACAGAACCUGCUCCAGCAGUCGGGAGGCGUCCUGCAGAAUGGCUUGUCUGGUCGAUACGUCCUGACUAGAGGAGGUCAAUAUGUGGGUAGACAAUGUGGCAGUGGAAUUUUAGACGACCACGUUUUCUUGAAGCUCAACAGUUCUCCCGCGUGGAGCACCUGGUUAACCACUGGGAAUUUUUUACAAGAGAAGCUGGCUUAUCUAGGGACAGUGGAGGAGAGGCAAUACUCAGAAGACAUCAUCCACCAGUAUGGCUAUGAGGGGGUGGGGUCUCCAGCUGGUUCAGUGGGCUGUUGCAGUGACCAAGGCAACCAGGAAGACUUGGACUUCCUAAACACACUGGGGCCAAAGUUCAAGACAUUAGCGGAGGUCUGCAAACAGUAAUGAACCAAGAGAGGGCCCUCUUUUGGUGAUAAUCUUCAGGACUUUCUGGAACCUAUUAAGAGGGUCUCCAUGCAACAGCGUUCAGUGUCAUCACGCUGAACUUAUCUCUUUGCUGGUUAUAGCUCGUUUGCACAGGAAUCUAGCUAUGUAUUUACAGUCAAGUCUCCUUUGCUGAAUUAAACAUCUGACACUUUUCCAACUAAGCUUUGAUUGAACCAAAAGGACAGCUUGUGUGUGUGUGUGUGUGUUGGCGUUGGUGUGGGGGCUUUGUGAGAGUCAUAACAUGAUUGAUUGAUUGAUUUAAGAGCAUGGUCAUAUGCUGCCAUUACUUAUUUUACAUGUUGUGCCUGUCACCAUGUUGCCUGUUUUAUUUUUGUAACAUUUUGGUAGUCUUUUUUUUUAAAGGGAGUAAUGCAAAAUAUACCUGUGGAGUCAUACACUUCGGUCACACACUUAGAUGUUUUGUAAACCCUGCAUUUGAAAUAGAAAGAUAAAAUGAUAUGAGUGAGCGAGUAAGCACGAUCGAAAGAGAGGACUAAGAGGAAUAGCUUAUAACUAUUAGGUAAUGUAUUGGUUAUCCUAGUUAAUGGUUAACAGGGCGGGGUUCUUUUACAGUGCACAUAAUCUGGUGUUGCACAAUAACUGUGACAUCAAAUGAUACUGUAACUAAGAACUGUAUCUAUUUACCCAUGUAGUAUUAAGCUCCACCUCCUGGCAACAGGGUGAUUGGGAAAAAAUAAAAAGGUACUCUCAAUCAUAGAUUACUGCAUUAAUGUUCUCGAGAAGGGCUUUGACUCAGUGUCACUUUGUACUAAGCAGCAGUGAUAAAUGAAGCCUGUAGUGAAAAUAAAAUAUUCAUUUGUAGAAGGGAUAGGUGAAUAAUGACAGGCGGGUAGGGCAUUCACAUGGUCGAUUCCAGUUUUGCUGUAACUUGAUGGAAUUUCCUGACCGUCACAGCCCAAGUGUAAUACACAUUUUAAACAGUGCUAAUAAAACAUGUUUUCCUCAUAAUAGGACUAUCUCUGUGAAUAACAAAACUGAUACAUAAACAAAAGUGUGGCCAUGGUGGAAGUGUUAAGAAUAGGAGAUUUGAGAUGAGAAUUUCUUAAUAUGAUUAAAAUAACUCUGAGGAUGUUGGAGAUUUAUAAUUAGAAGGUCCAGAUUGGAACAUCUGUCAAGCAGUUUUGGGUGAUGAAUAUCAAAGAUUGCAUUGGACAGUAAAAAAUGGAAUGGGAAUUUAUGUACAAAAAGUCCUCUACAAUGAUCAAACCAUGAAGUGUGUUAAAAAAUACAACAGUGUUAUCUGGUAAGAUUACAAUUACUGUCAUAAUUAUGUGAGGAUUACAGAAUAAAAAGGAGUCUUUCUUUCAUGUAAUGUAGCCUUGCUAGAAAGUUGUGAGUACAGCAGUCACAUCAAGGAUUUCUGUUCAAAUUCCCAAAGGAGCCAAUUAGUUAUGUCUUGAAAAGUUACUUGACUUUCUCGUGCUCUUUUUUUUAUCCAUAAAAAUUGACCAAUUCUUCUGCUUUUAGAAAUAAUAGAAAAUAACAGCUUAUAAUCACUUUAUUAAAAGGCAUUCUAAACAGAUUCACAAAUAACGUCACCAAAUAUCCACACAAUUUAAUGUUCACUGGUUACAUUGACUGUGCUGGGACAGUACAAUGAUUGGCCUAAUCAUUUAUUAAUAAACUGAUUGAAGAUUU